Corylus avellana is the source of this 870-nucleotide messenger RNA. RefSeq lists its product as uncharacterized. Lineage: Eukaryota; Viridiplantae; Streptophyta; Magnoliopsida; Fagales; Betulaceae. The record is from RefSeq and is a predicted model, not a curated record.
CGCGCUGAGACGCAAUCCCUUUGAAGAUUUAUAACAUUCAUUGAGGUGCAGAUUAACAUGGCAGCCACCGCAGAUACCGUAAGCCUGAAGCUUGUGAUAGACAGAAAGAGCCAACGCGUGCUCUUUGCCGAAGCAGACAAGGAAUUUGUUGAUUUCCUCUUCAGCAUCUUCACUCUGCCGGUCGGAACUGUGACGAGGCUUCUGAAAGAGGACGGCAGCGGCGGAAUGGUAGGCUGCCUGCCGAGCCUCUACCGGAGCAUUGAAAAUCUGAGUUCUGAUUACAUCCAACCAAGCAUAGACAAACGAUUUCUGCUACGACCCAAAAUAAUCAUGCCCGGCGCUAAACCCCCUCUCCUAUUGCCAGACGUCGGCUCAACAUUCCGUCAAUUGUAUGGUUGUUCGUGCGGUGGUAGCGAUGGUAUCGAUGGUAACGAUGGUAGCGGGAGCACUCGCGUGGCCGACGACUAUAGAACAAUUUGCCCUAAGUGCGACUAUAAGAUGGACGGGAGCGUAACCCUCGUAGACCCGCUGGGAGAAGUCGAGGUAUCGUUCUGGGGUGAGGAAGGUUACGUGAAGGGGACGGUUACAUACAUGGUGAUGGAUGAUCUGAAGGUGAAGCCCAUGUCUACCGCCUCUGUUGUCACUCUGUUUACCCGCUUUAAUGUCAAUUUCAACGAAAUUGGUGCCAUUGAGGAGAAAAUGGUCGAAUUCGGCAUGGAUGAUGGUGUCAAAUUGCUGCGUGCUUCUUUGCAAUCGAAAACUGUUUUGACCGACGUCUUUCUUUCGGGCAGUAAAAAAUAAAUAAUCGGGUCUUUUAGUUUUGUUUAAGUUUUAAGAUCGUAAUUCAAUAAUAGGGUGGUCGAAUUAGGG